Molecule: messenger RNA, 1048 nt
Organism: Manacus vitellinus (golden-collared manakin)
Lineage: Eukaryota; Metazoa; Chordata; Aves; Passeriformes; Pipridae
Gene: MASP2
Product: mannan binding lectin serine peptidase 2
Exons: 7
Coding region: 138-854 (238 amino acids)
Molecular function (GO): serine-type endopeptidase activity; calcium ion binding
Source: RefSeq, a predicted model, not a curated record
CCUCUCAGCGGGAGCAGGGUCACAGCCAUCCCUAAAGCUGCUGCAGCUGCCCCUCAGCCUCUGAGGGACCAGAUUCCCUCUAUUGUUCAAGCUUUAGUCAUGACUUCUGGCGAAGCUUUGGCACUGUGGAUUUCAUAAUGCUGAAAAGUGAGGAGAAGGAAGCCAGGGAAGUCCUUUCUCUGAACCUUGGCCUGGCGUUUCUGUUGAGAAUGCAGCUCACCUUUGUGCUCCCUCAGUCAGCCCUCAGUGUGGAAGGAGACAGGGGCACAAGAAGACAGCUGGUCAGACUUCUCAGGAGGCAUCAUUCCAGGCUGUUUGUCUUGCUGGCUGUGCUCUACAGUGGAGCGAAGAGCAGUGUUGUGCCACAGAAAAUGUAUGGGAGGAUCACGUCCCCAAACUUUCCCAAUGUCUACCCAAACCACAAGGAGAGAAUCUGGAAUAUUACUGUCCCCAAGGGAUAUUCUGUCCGUAUCUACUUCACCCAUUUCAACCUGGAGCUGUCCUACCUGUGUGAAUAUGAUUAUGUGAAGCUGAGCUCUGGUGGGAAGACCUUGGCUACACUGUGUGGAAAGGACAGCACAGACACUGAGGAGGCUCCGGGCAACAAGACAUACAUCUCCAUGGACAACCACCUCGUGGUGGUGUUCCGGUCCGACUACUCCAAUGAGAAACCAUUCACGGGCUUUGAGGCCUUCUAUGCUGCUGAAGAUAUUGAUGAGUGCAAGCAGCUGUUGGAUGGUGAACCCCUCUGCAAUCAUCACUGUCACAACUACGUGGGGGGCUACUAUUGCAGCUGCAGGGUUGGCUACACACUGCAUGAAAACAAGAGGACAUGCACAGCGUCAGAUAAUUAAACUUCUCCUCGCUUAGGCAGAGAUGGAGACAGAUGUUCUGGGAAGAGCUGGUUUCCCUCCCUCCUGACCUGCCUGUUGCAGUCUGCCCAAGGGCUGCAGGCUUCUCUUGUUCCAUGACUUGUCUGUUGUGGUUCCUUGCCUUUCAGACCUGCCUCCUGCAGACAAUAAAGAGGCUGUUCCUUGUUGAAAGCUGA